This is a messenger RNA of Acanthocheilonema viteae, 1515 nucleotides long. The record is from the annotation of a GenBank genome assembly. NCBI's taxonomy places the organism in Eukaryota, Metazoa, Nematoda, Chromadorea, Rhabditida, Onchocercidae.
AUGGUAUUCCGGAAAUUCAGGCCUCAAAAACAGUGGGGAAAGAUGGAUACACGGAUAUUUAAAAAUAUACUAGCAGCAAGGAAUAAGCGGAAAAUGCCACGGUUUGUAAUUCCUCCGGUUGUACAGGAAGCAGGAUUCAAAAUAUAUGAUCCCAACCAUCCGAACUUCUUUGCAACAGAAAAAUUCUCAGUUGUUCAUCAUCCUGCCUACAAAAUACCACAACUUCAUGAACAUCCGCUUUAUAAAUCUGUUGCGUGUUCACUUUUCGAUGGUAGCGUAGCAUUUACUGAUGGAAUCGACCAGGCUUGUUCUCUAUCAAAAGCAGUCAAAAGGAUUGGUUUUCCAGAAGCUGUUUUAAAUUUGGCUUCUAAAAUACCAUUACCUGAAUGUUUCGAAGAUCAUCUAAAUGAUUGUAUAAUGCAUGGAGAGCGAUAUGAUCCAACAUUGGAAAAAUUGCCACGUCUUUUUGAUCCUGUCAUUUUUUGGACAAAUUAUUUUCCAUGUCGUGUACACGGUACUCCGGUGUUAACAAGAGGGAAAAUAAUUUUGGAUAAUCUAUUUCGUACUGCACAUCUUAUGGCUUUGCAAAACUCGCAGUUAUUAAACCUUAGAUAUGAUCGUGAUGAACCAUUAAGUGCAAUUUUACGAGUUGAUAAUAUGGAGAAUGAAAAAAUUCCAUUCGUUCUUCGAUCAGAACCUCAUAUCAUUGUUCAGUCUCCAGAACCUCUCACACCGUGGACGAAAGCUGUCGGAUUAAGUAACAUACCGGUACCGAAUACAGCACCAAUCAAUCCUCGAAUCGAUCUCACUUCAGACCACAUCUAUAACGAUAGCGUGGUACUACCACGAGCUAAAGAGAAUCUUUUUAUUGAUACGAUAUUGUGGUGUCAUGAACAAAACCAAAAAUAUCCUUGGACAAUCGAACAGUUGGGUGCUCAGGCGAUAAUGGUAUGCUUUGGGGCGGCAGUAGCACAAGCAACACGACAUGGCCAAACUAAUUUUGAAAAUCUCGUAGAUCAACCAGUUAUUACACGCGCUGUGCAACUUGUUAAUGGUCGAUUAGAUUUAGUGGUGUUUCAGUUGAAUACACUCGAUUUAGGAGCUAAUAGUCGGUAUAAAAAUGUUGUUUGGAUUGAACCAGGUCUUCAACUGUAUAAGUCUGGAAAGUUUACAGAAAAUCUCGACGCAGUAAAAGACUUAAAUGUGGAUACUUUCAGGAAAUUCAUGGCUUUGUUAUUAUGUUCUACGCAUUUGUUUAUGUCUGAAGCACUUUUUAUUUCACAACACUUAAAAUUUCUACGAGGACAUCUUAUUACGUUACCAGCCAGUUAUCGAAGUUUUGAUUCGAAUAGAGCAGCAAUUCUUUACUUCACUUUGUCGACACUUGAUGUGCUAGGGAAGUUAGAGGAAGAGGUGGAUGCGGAAUUAAGGAGAAAACUUAUCGAGUGGAUUUAUCGUUUACAGUUGAAAAGUGAUUCUGGUGAGAUUUUUAUGAAAAAUAUCAGUGUUUUAUAG